Molecule: messenger RNA, 2391 nt
Organism: Talaromyces atroroseus
Lineage: Eukaryota; Fungi; Ascomycota; Eurotiomycetes; Eurotiales; Trichocomaceae
Product: Vacuolar transporter chaperone 4
Exons: 5
Coding region: 1-2391 (796 amino acids)
Biological process (GO): polyphosphate metabolic process; vacuole fusion, non-autophagic; microautophagy
Cellular component (GO): vacuolar transporter chaperone complex; fungal-type vacuole membrane
Source: RefSeq, a predicted model, not a curated record
AUGAAUAGGUUCGGUGAACAACUCCGCUCGUCCAUGAUCAAGGACUAUUUCUGGCAUUAUAUCGCCUACGAUGAUCUGAAAGAUGCCCUCAAAACCCAAUAUGUCACCGAUCCCAGUCCGUCUAAUCCAAAACCCGACCGCAAACCCUGGACAGAAUCCGACGAGAGACGCUUUGUCGCCUUGCUAGAAAGUGAGCUUGACAAAGUCGCUACCUUCCAGAGCUUGAAAAGCAAUGAGAUCAUUCAGCGCAUCAAGGCUAGCGAGCGAGAAGUUAAUCAUGUGGUCUCCCGUCUGGAUAUCCCGGCUUCUGGUUCUCGUCGCGCUUCCGAGAGGCCCACGGAUGAAGAUUUCUUGCUUCUCGAGGCUGAUUUGAGCGAUAUUAUUGCCGACGUGCACGAUCUUGCAAAAUUCACGCAAUUGAACUAUACCGGGUUUCAGAAGAUCAUCAAAAAACAUGACAAACAAACCAUGUGGUAUCUCAAGCCUGUGUUUGCGACCAGGCUGAAUGCGAAGCCAUUUUUCAAGGAUAAUUACGAUGCUUUUGUUGUCAAGCUCUCACGACUCUACGAUCUGGUCAGGACCAAGGGUAACCCUGUCAAAGGCGACUCUUCUGCUGGCGGGGGCCAGCAAAACUUUAUUCGACAGACAACCAAGUACUGGGUACAUCCAGACAACAUUACCGAAUUGAAAUUGAUCGUUCUCAAGCAUCUCCCCGUCCUAGUAUUCAAUCCUAGUAAGGAAUUUGAAGAAAAAGACUCCGCCAUUACAUCAAUCUAUUACGACAAUCCGGAUACAUGGGAACUCUAUAAAGGUCGCCUUCAGAAAACAGAGGGCGCAGAGGCCAUUCGUCUACGGUGGUACGGCGGGAUGGAUGUUGACCAGAUAUUUGUCGAACGCAAAACACACCGAGAGGAUUGGACAGGAGAAAAAUCGGUUAAGGCACGAUUUCCAAUGAAGGAAAAAUAUGUUAAUUCAUACUUAUCCGGCGACAUGACUGUUGGAUCUGUCUUUGAAAAGAUGCGGAAAGAUGGCAAAAAGUCUGAGCAGCAGAUUGCCGACUGGGAAGCUCUCGCAAAGGAAGUUCAGUAUCGCGCAGUCACCCGUAAUCUCCAGCCUGUUUGCCGAACGUUCUACCAUCGUACUGCUUUCCAAUUGCCAGGUGAUGCCCGUGUGCGGAUUUCUCUGGAUACCGAACUGAGCAUGAUUCGCGAGGACAAUUUGGACGGGCGGAGACGUGCUGGCGACAAUUGGCGUCGUAUGGAUAUUGGCAUUGAUUGGCCAUUCCGACAAUUACCCCCGGAAGAUAUUGAGAGAUUCCCAUAUGCCGUUCUUGAGGUGAAGUUACAGACGCAGGCUGGACAGGAACCGCCCCAGUGGAUUCGUGACCUCACCGCUAGCCAUCUAGUGGAGGCCGUACCCAAGUUUAGCAAGUUCAUUCAUGGCUGCGCAACUCUGUUCCCUGACAAGAUCAAUCUUUUGCCAUUCUGGUUUCCACAGAUGGACGUCGACAUCCGAAAGCCAGUGACCCAUGACGAUGACGAUGAAACCGAUGAUGAAGUGGAACAGCGGGGUGAUAAUACCGCUACCGAUGGGACACAAAUCGCCAAUCCUGCAAUCUAUGAACGUCGUUUGACCGAAGCAACCCGCAAUGAACUGGAUGUCGAAGAACGUGUUGGUGUCGAUUUUCUUGCCGGUGAUGAGGAUUACCCGUUGUAUGACUCGGAUGAUGAGUCGGACUUUGAUGAUGCGCUGGAAGAGGCGCGUCGUGUUGGAGGGCCCUACUACUACCGCAUGCUACUAAGUAGUUAUCUUCAACGCACAGGGCAUAUCACUUGGGAAGUCUUGAAGGCCAUUACACCACGGCCUAGGGCCACACAAAUUCCAGAGGCUGGUAGCAACGGAAUCACCGUACUUGGGACUGGCAAACGUACAGUGAAGCGCUUCACUGCCCCUAAGGGGAAGCGCAUCCACGUCCCCAUUCGCGUCGAACCCAAAGUCUACUUUGCGGCAGAACGCACAUUCUUAUCAUGGCUUGAAUUCUCCAUCCUCAUCGGAUCCAUCGCAGCGACACUCCUAAAUUUUGGCAGCGACUAUGUAACAUUCGCAUCAGCAUGGAUAUUUACCACCAUCGCCAUCAUGUGCCUCCUCUACUCUGUGAUGCUGUACGUAUGGCGCGUGGACAAGAUCCGUAAAAGACGCGACGUCAAACGCAUCUACUACGAGAAAUGGGGACCGACCAUGCUCUGUCUGGGCCUGUUAUUGGCUGUGCUAGUCAAUUUCAUUUUGAGGGUGAGGCAUGGCAAUGGCAUUGCAUCUGAUAACAACAGUCAGAGUCAAAACCAGAUUGUUGCCAAUAUGUCUUCCUAUGAUAUGCGCGGGUUGGAGCUUUGA